AUGCCUACUAGACUAAGAGGACCGGGCCUCAAGUCGGAGGUGGAGGUGGCCCAGGCUGAAAGUCCUGAAUUGGAACAGGUCAAGUGGUGGAGGGAGCCUGGUCUGCGAAGGCUCUACUUCUGGGCUUCCAUUCUCUGUGUUGCAUCUGCCACGACCGGUUAUGAUGGAAUGAUGCUAAACACAUCUCAAAAUUUGGACGCAUGGCAGACCUACUUUGGAACACCAGUUGGCUCCAAGCUAGGGUUAAUGAAUGCCAUCUACCAGAUUGGCAGUUUGGCUAGUUUUCCAAUCGUGCCCUUCAUUGCUGAUUUGUGGGGUCGGAAGGUUCCUAUUAUCAUCGGCUGUGUUCUCAUGAUCAUUGGGGGUUGCCUUGGUGCAUUCUGCAAGGACUAUCCGAUGUAUGUUGUUGGCCGAUUGCUUCUCGGUUUCGGCAACAGUCUGGCCCAGAUGGCAUCGCCUGUUCUGCUAAUUGAGAUCUGCCACCCGCAACACCGAGGAAAAGUCACCACCAUUUACAACUGCCUGUGGAAUCUGGGAGCGCUGGUUGUUGCGUGGAUGGCAUGGGGCACUAUGUAUAUCAAGAACGACUGGUCGUGGAGAAGCUUGACUCUUCUUCAGGUCUUCCCAGCUGUUAUCCAGAUUAUCUUUAUUUGGUGGGUCCCGGAGUCGCCUCGUUGGCUUGUAUCCAAGGAACGCUACGACGAAGCUUUGGAUAUUCUUACCUAUUACCACGCAAACGGCGACCCGUAUAACACGACUGUUCGAUUUGAGUAUCGUGAGAUUAAGGAGACCAUCCGUCUGGAGAUGCAAUUGCAGAAGGACAGCAGCUACCUCGACUUCAUGAAGACACGGGGGAAUCGAUAUCGUCUUGCCCUUCUCGUCUCCCUAGGCAUCAUCUCACAGUACAGUGGCAACGCACUAUUCACCAACUAUACGAGCCUCAUAUACGAUAGUAUGGGCAUUACUGAGCAGGCCAAAAAGAUUCCGCUUAAUGGUGGAAAUACCCUUCUGAGCCUGGUUGUUAGUGUGUCGAGUGCGUUCUUUGUGGAUCGUGUCGGUAGAAGGCCGCUCUUCCUCAUAUCCACAACAGGCAUGGUCCUGAUGUUUCUGUCAUGGACAAUUGUCUCCGCCUUCUACGAAAAGACCCAUGAUAUCAAAACAACAGGGUAUCCGCAAGUUGUCUUUGUCUGGAUGUUUUCCGUUUUCUACGCCAUCGCCUGGUCUGGCCUUCUUGUUGCAUACGCGCUUGAAAUCCUCCCAUAUCGCCUGCGAGCUAAAGGGCUUAUGAUCAUGAACUUGACGGUCCAGUCCUCCCUGGUUUUGGGAAAUUAUACAAACGCUAUUGCCUGGACCCGACUGCCCCAUCACUGGAAUAUGUCUUUGAUUUACACAAUUUGGAUCUUCAUGGAACUCCUCUUCGUCUACUUCUUUUAUGUCGAAACAAGAGGUCCCACCUUGGAAGAGCUGGCAAAAAUCUUUGACGGGGAUGAUGCGGCCGUGGCACAUGUGGAUAUACUUGAGGUCUACAAGCAAAUUGACGACGAUUAA
Messenger RNA from Penicillium lagena, 1548 nucleotides. Its product is annotated as putative MFS hexose transporter. The transcript has 10 exons. The record is from RefSeq and is a predicted model, not a curated record. Lineage: Eukaryota; Fungi; Ascomycota; Eurotiomycetes; Eurotiales; Aspergillaceae. Gene Ontology annotation, cellular component: membrane. Gene Ontology annotation, molecular function: carbohydrate:proton symporter activity. Gene Ontology annotation, biological process: carbohydrate transport; transmembrane transport. The coding region runs from base 1 to 1548 and encodes 515 amino acids.